Messenger RNA from Labrus mixtus (cuckoo wrasse), 2646 nucleotides. It is a transcript of the gene rab24, whose product is annotated as RAB24, member RAS oncogene family. The transcript has 9 exons. Gene Ontology annotation, molecular function: GTP binding; GTPase activity. The record is from RefSeq and is a predicted model, not a curated record. Bases 166 to 780 code for a protein of 204 amino acids. NCBI's taxonomy places the organism in Eukaryota, Metazoa, Chordata, Actinopteri, Labriformes, Labridae.
UAUCACAGCAGCCGGCGGAGCUGAGCUGAGGCUGGGCAGAGAGAUGACAAGCGAUUUGACUGCUACCGUCUGUACUUGAAAACAGGUUUGACAGCCACGGCUUUGGCCCCUGCUUCGUGUGGAUCAGAUGUUUACAAAGAUUUGUUGAGUCAGCUAGCAGUUACUAUGAGUGCGAUGCGUGUGGAUGCUAAAGUGGUGAUGCUGGGAAAGGAGAGUGUGGGGAAGACGAGUCUGGUGGAGAGAUACGUUCAUCACCGCUUCCUGGUCGGCCCCUACCAGAACACCAUCGGGGCGGCUUUCGUUGCCAAACCUAUCCAGGUGGGAGACAAAGUGAUCACCCUGGGAAUAUGGGACACAGCGGGAUCAGAGCGCUAUGAAGCAAUGAGCAGAAUCUACUACAGAGGAGCCCGGGCAGCCGUCGUCUGCUACGAUCUGACUGACAGCAGCAGCUUCCAGAGAGCUCGCUUCUGGGUGAAGGAGCUGCAGAACUGUGAGGAACACUGUAAGAUCUACCUGUGUGGCACUAAGAACGACCUGGUGGUAGGAGAUCGCAGCCUGCGCCAGAUCGACUACCACGACUCUCAGGACUUUGCUGAAGAGAUUGGGGCGCAGAUUUUCGAGACCUCCAGUAAAACAGGAAAUAAUGUUGAUGAGCUGUUCCAGAAAGUUGCUGAGGAUUACAACAGCACCUCGUUUGAGUAUAUGACAGCAGAAGAAAAUAACGUUGACCUGGGCCAGAAGAAAGACUCUUAUUUCUACUCCUGUUGCCAUAACAACUGAUGUUGAACUAACUGGAAGGGAAACAGAAAUGGUCACCUUACCUGGACUGUAGUAACACCUGAACAUGCUGGAUGGAUGUCGGAUAACUCUUGAUGAUGAACUGUGAUCCAAAUCACAGAAAAAGACGUGAAACUGGACUGUUUACACCUCCAUUAAAGCUUUUUUUUCUUUUGUGCCAUAAAGAACUGAGAGCUGCAAGACUUUAUGGAAGUGUUUUAACUUAUCAGUUGAAGAGUGAAGAGGGAUCUACAUACCAACACUUUUCACCCUCUUAUGGCCUGUUUUUUUUUUUUUUUUUGAUUGUCAGCUGGUCCCUUGUCUCCUGUCACUUCCUCUAAACUGGAUUUAACAUAUCUUUAAGGCUGCAGUGUGAAACAAUCAGGAGACACGCUUUGUGAAAAGACGACCUGCAGGUGAGAGGAAGUUAACAAAGAAAAGAGACCACUGAAUACUGACUGGCAGAGUGACUUGAUUGAUUGCUGUUUAUUGUUGUCGCAACCUCAAUGCUCCAAGAGGGUGAAUUGUUUGUUUACAACAGGAGAUUUUUGUUUACCUCCAACUCUAUUUAACCUUGCUGUGAAAAUAGUCUUUUAGUUCUCGGAAGCCCAAUGGAGAGAAGCCAAAUAUGAAAAAAUCUCUAAAAAAACACUCCUGUUUUCAGGCAUUAAUAUCUAAAAUGAAUUAAUGAAAAUGAAUGAUACACCAAUGAUCUUUAUGAAAGCCUUAUAUCUGCGCUAGAAAUAAAAGGACAGAGUAAAAUUUACUUCCCUUUCGUAAGCAAUGACCAAGUUUUGCCAUCUGACACCAUGGAUGUAUUAAAAGAGGGAUUCUCAGCCUUGCUAGUAAUUUGCCCCAGUGGCUAAGCGUGGUACUGCGACAAAAACCAACACUUCUUACUUACUGGCCACCCCUAUGAAACUGUUGACAGGACACCUUCAACUGGGAAAAGGAUUUGAUUAUGACCCUUUGUGCAAAGAAUUUUUAACCAAUGGAGGGGGUGCAUUUGUAAAACUUUUUUUUUUUUUUUUUUUGCAUGAUCCCGAUAUAUGCUGAGUGGGAACAUGUGGGCAGGCCCAGCAGGAGAAACACUAACGAGCAUGCACAUUGGGCCUCACAAAGCUUAAAUAAACCCAGAAGCUGAAAACUUCAUUUUGCUUAGAUGUUCAUUGAGCAACUUUCAUUCAAGGUCCAGUAUCCAGUCCUAAAAAAAAAACACACCAAGUGACUCCACAUUCAACACGUAUGUGGUCUGUUCUGUUUUGCAGCAUAAGCUAUGAUUCUGUUAAAAGGCAACACAUGAUUGUCAUCUUUAGAUGAUGGUUUCUACAAUGCAUUUAUCUCUGUUAUUAAACUGCAUGGCCUCAGCAGACUGAAAGAAAAUGACAAUGACAGUUACUUUUCUGCAUUUCAACUCUAAGAUCUCUAUUUUGUAAUUUCAGAUGCAAUGUUCUCAUGAAAACACGACUGUCAGAUUUUCUUUCAGGCUUCGUUCAGAGGUCUGAGACGAUCAAAGGUUCAACCUCUUAUGUGUUGAGAAACUGAUUUCAGCAACACUGGAGAAAACGCUGUGGGUGAAUGUUGUAACAAUGUACACACCGUCAUCUUGAUGUUCUCAGAACCGUAUUUACAGCUUUAUCACACUUCAAGACUCAAAUCACUAAUUUAUUGCCUUUUUAAGUUGAGCUGCCAAGAAGACAUGGAUGAAUAAGUGGACACGAUAUCAGUUUCCUCCAUGUUGCUGCUUUGAUGUGUCGAUGUUUCAUGUGUUGAUCUCUUGAUGCACAAUAUUUUUUAUUGAGGUCUGUUCAACACAGACCAAUGUAAAGUACAAAUAUGUUCUGUAAAAAUAAAAGCUUGUUGAAAGUU